Messenger RNA from Hibiscus syriacus, 713 nucleotides. Its product is annotated as translationally-controlled tumor protein homolog. The coding region runs from base 188 to 613 and encodes 141 amino acids. Gene Ontology annotation, molecular function: calcium ion binding. Gene Ontology annotation, cellular component: cytoplasm. NCBI's taxonomy places the organism in Eukaryota, Viridiplantae, Streptophyta, Magnoliopsida, Malvales, Malvaceae. The record is from RefSeq and is a predicted model, not a curated record. The transcript has 5 exons.
UUCUUUCAAAUCCUGUCUAGCUCUCUUUACUCACUGUCGCCUUCUCCCAUUGCCAUACCUAAUUUUCCCAGUUUCUCGCUUCGAUUUCUCAAAGAGAGAAGCUGCAAUCAUGUUGGUUUACUAAGAUCUAAUUACCGGUGACGAGCUUCUUUCUGACUCAUUCUCCUACAAGGAAAUCGAGAAUGGAAUGUUGUGGGAAGUUGAGGGGAAGUGGGUUGUGCAAGCAGCGGUUAAUGUUGAAAUUGGUGCCAAUCCUUCUGCUGAAGGUGCAGAUGAGGAUGAGGGUAUUGAUGAUCAAGCUGUGAAGGUUGUUGACAUCGUUGACACUUUCAGGCUUCAGGAGCAACCUGCUUUCGACAAGAAGCAGUUCAUUGCCUACAUAAAGUUCAUCAAGAAAUUGACACCCAAAUUGGAUGCCAAGAAGCAAAAAAGCUUUAAGAAAAACAUCGAGGGAGCAACCAAGUAUUUGCUUGGGAAACUGAAGGACCUUCAAUUUUUUGUCGGUGAGAGCAUGCUCGAUGACGGAUGUGUGGUGUUUGCUUACUAUAAGGAGGGUGCUGCCGACCCAACAUUUUUGUACCUGGCUUAUGCAUUGAAGGAGGUCAAGUGCUGAGGUUUGAAGAACCAAGUACUUGCUAAAGUUUUCGUCUUUAUUAUUUUUCUUACUCCAAUUUUUCCUGUCUUCUGUACUAUUGAGACUAUGUUUCAUGGUU